UCCGUGAAGGUGUUCCGUGAUAUGGUGUGAACAAAAAUUGGAAAAUUUCAUAAUUUCCAGUGUCCCGUGCUGUAAAAAUCCGAUAAACCUACAGCCCAAACGCCAGAGUAUCGGAAAAGUGUGCGGAACCAUCACUAGCGAAGUUUUACUACAUAAUUAGCAGAGGCAGUGAGACAGAGAGACACAUAGCGUUUAGUUAAGAAGAUAGAAAAGAGAGCAGCAAUCCAGUUGUAGACGACGACCCCAAAGCAGAGUCCCAUUUUAUAUCGAUUGCGCACAAGUUACGGCUUAGAAUAAAACUCCCGAAGCAGCCAUUUUUGCAAAAGUAAUACCUGUUUUGUAAAACGAAUCGAGUAUGCAAUUCCAAGGCGCAGCACAACCGCACCAGGGUGGUUUCCGUGGACCGCGACCGGAAAAGAACGACUUCUAUGUUGGGCAGCCCGGCACUAAGCCGCCGCACUUUAUGAACAAGCAAGGCCCACCCUCUAUUCCGCCGUUCAACGCGAACGCGUUCGUUGGACCCAAACCGAUGUAUCAGCAGAACGCCAUGAAUGGCGUUGGCCCGGGAGGGUUUAACAAGUUUGGUGGUGGUGGCCGUGCAUUCGGUGGCCAGCCGGGAACCAUGCCGAAGAAGGACUUCGGUGGACCGAAGAUGUAUGGACCCGGUGGCAGUAAGCCAUACGGCGAAGACAAGCCUUUCGACACGUUCGGCGGCCCAAAGAAGUACCAGAGCUCGAACCCAGGCAUGGGCAUGGGCAUGGGUUACGGUGGUGGCACGGGGAGCCGUAACGGGUUCGGACCGCGAUCAGACUACAACGGUUUCAACAAGGAUGACCGUGCGAAGAUCCAGUCGCUGAAGGCAAAGUACCCGGGACAGAACCUGAUGAAGCCGAUGUGGGAAAACUUGGAACCGUUUCAGAAGGAUUUCUAUGUGCCGCACCCGAAUGUGAUGGCCAGAUCGUCGGAGGAAGUCCAGACGUUCCGCGAGCAGAUGCAGAUCACUGUGAUGGGCAACAAUGUGCCGCAUCCGUGUCAGAACUUCGAGGAGGGUAACUUCCCGGAGUACGUGAUGACCGAGAUCAAGAAGCAAAGUUUUCCACGUCCGACUUCUAUCCAGUCGCAGGGUUGGCCAAUUGCGCUGAGUGGCCGCGAUAUGGUUGGCAUUGCACAGACAGGUUCUGGCAAGACGCUCGCUUACAUGCUGCCGGGAUUGGUACACAUCUCGCACCAGAAGCCGCUGAGUCGUGGUGAAGGUCCGAUUGUGUUGGUGUUAGCGCCUACUCGUGAACUCGCCCAGCAGAUCCAGACUGUGGUUCGGGACUUUGGAAACCAUUCGAAACCCAACAUCCGUUACACGUGCGUGUUCGGAGGAGCCCUGAAAGGACCUCAGGUGCGUGAUUUGGAGCGUGGUGUUGAGGUGGUAAUUGCUACCCCUGGCCGUUUGAUUGAUUUUCUCGAGCGAGGCAUCACUAAUCUUCGUCGUUGUACGUACCUCGUCUUGGACGAAGCAGAUCGAAUGCUUGACAUGGGUUUCGAGCCCCAGAUUCGUAAGAUUGUUGAACAGAUUCGUCCGGAUCGGCAGGUGCUGAUGUGGUCGGCAACAUGGCCAAAGGAGGUGCAAACGCUGGCGGAAGAUUUCCUGCGCGACUACAUCCAGAUUAACAUCGGAUCGCUAAGCUUGGCGGCAAACCACAACAUUCACCAGAUUGUGGAUGUGUGCGAGGAGAAUGAAAAGGAGGGAAAGCUGUUGAAGCUGUUAAAGGAAAUUGCAACCUCGGAUGCAACAAACAAGAUCAUCAUUUUCGUCGAAACAAAGAAGAAGGUUGACGAUUUGCUGAAAAACAUUGUGCGCGAUGGCUAUGGGGCGACGUCUAUUCACGGCGACAAGAGCCAGACUGAGCGUGACUACGUGCUGCAAGAUUUCCGGCAUGGCAAGAGCACAAUUCUGGUAGCGACAGAUGUCGCAGCACGUGGCCUCGACGUGGAAGACGUGAAGUACGUCAUCAACUUCGACUAUCCGAACUCAUCGGAGGACUAUAUCCAUCGUAUUGGGCGCACGGGACGCUGCUCGCAGUACGGUACUGCGUACACAUUCUUCACACCAAACAACGGACGCCAGGCACGGGAACUGUUGUCGGUGCUGGAAGAGGCCGGUCAGCAGCCAACUGUAGAGCUGAUCGAGAUGGCGAAGUCGGCACCGGGCGGCAAAGGCGGUAGACUCCGUUACUCGACGCGCGGCAGCUAUGGUGGCGGAAGCAGCAUGAGCAGCUACCAACGGCGACCACCGUUCAACGGUGGCGGUGGAUUCGGUGGCCCACCGAAGUACGGCGGUAUGCAGAACGGUCCAAUGGGUAUGGGCAACAAGUUUGGUGGCAUGCCGAACAAAUACCGUGACGGAGGCAUGUACCGUAGCGAGAAUAACUGGAACAAGGGCCCGAACGGACCGGCAAUGAUGGGUGGCCCAGGAGGCUACCAAUCCCACUCGCCUCAGUCUCCGCAGGCUGCUGCGGUAGCUGCCGCAUCCGGCCAGCAAAUGUACGAACCGCCUCAGGCACAGAUUCGUGCCUAUCACCCGAAGAACAUCUAUCCGGGACAGUUCGAUGACUACACCGCAUUGUUUGCGGGUGGUGCGGCCGCUGCUGCUCCCGGUGGUGGCAUGCGCUACUACCAGAACAAGGCGCACCAGGGCGGUCCGGGUGGUAUGCAGCCGGGCUCGCAGCCUGGUGGCCGGUACAACCCGAACGGCGGCCAAUUCAAUAUGGAUGGCACACCGAAACCGAACAACGGUCGUGGAACGUAUCCACCGAAACAGUAUAACAAUAGCUACGCUGCCGGACCGGCAAAUCCGAGCCACCAGUAUCCACAGUUAGCUGCGGCCGCCGCAGCUGCCGCUGCCGGGCAGACCAUGCCGACGGCGGCCCCGGCCGGCUUUACCGGAUUCGAUCCGACCGGUGGACUGCAGUAUCAGGCAUCGUACCCAAUAACGGCUGCCACCGCCACGUAUUAUCCAUAUCCGGCGGCAACCGCUCCACCGCCACCACCCCAGGCCCAGGCGGCCCCCGUUGUUCCGCCAGUGCAGCAGUAAGUGGGACAUGUGCAACUUCACGUCCUCACGUCAACACAACACCCCUUAACACGAUCGGAGAGAGAAAGCAAGGUUAGUUUUUAGCAUCUUCCUUAUUUAUCCAACCAAUCAUAGUACCUAGAAAAUAUCGAACUUGUCCAUACGCGGGCAAAAAACGUUGAAGUAUCGAUUUUGUUUAGUAGAAGAAUGAGGGGAAAACACUUUAAUGAAAGUAUCUCACAUUAGCAGAAGCAGUAGGGUGAACAUAUUUUGACACAAUUGCAGCGCAAAUGCUAUGUUUCAUCCUGUAGGUUAUACGAAAUCAAUUUAUAAUAUUAUUGCUACUCAGUUUCCUUUUUAUACUUUCAUCCCGGAAGAUACGAAACUUACGUUGCUGAAAACUUCUGAUCGGAAGAACAUAUACUAUAAUACUAUAUAACCUUUUUGCAAAUGAUUAUAUGAGAAGCUAACGAUAAUACACUUUUAACUCGUGUACGCACGCUGCCACAUUGAGCGGUGUGUGCAGGCGCGAGAGAAGAAGAGCGCAGCAGCGUUUGCGGAACGAGUAUAUACGAUAUACAUUAAUUUGAUUUUUUUUUUGUUCAUUUUCCCUUAUUACAACAAAUGUUAUAAUCUAGAUUGGUAACGUUUAAAGCCCCUGUAAAACAACGUGUACGGCAAGCAAAUGCGUUGCGCCUGCACCGUAGCUACAGUUCGUUUGUACGUAAAGGAACUGUUUGAUAAAGGUUCAUGGUUUCCGCGUCAAACGACAGUAGAAUAGAAGCAGAAGAAGAAAAAAACACACACAAUUUUGUUAAACGAACAGUCGUCAUUCAGAACUUCUACGGGAAAAUCCGGUGGUAUGUCACGCAAUUGUUGCACGAAACGAGUCGCCAAAACCAAACAAAGAUACGAAAGCUCUCAAAAUACUAAAGCUGAUUGUUAAUAGCGGAAAGCAUUUUAGGGGAAGUGUAGCGCUGGUUUUAAUCAUUCCCUUUUAGUCUGACCAUCGAUUGAGGGGAAAUGAGAUCCAGCUCUUUGGGAUCCACUGGAUGCAGUGGAUGGAUCCAGUUUAUUUUAAAACAAUUCCUGUGAGUACCCAGACUAUUUUGCUGUAUUUUCCGGAUGUUAUUUCGCCGGAUGCACUAUUCUGGGUAUCUUUUGUUCGACAGAAAUCGAAAAAAGCAUUUCGUUUAGGCAUUAGUCUCCCUUUUGGGUUAUGCUUUGUGUACGUUUGUCAGAACAGCAACGGAACUGAAUCUCCUGAUUUGUAUUUGUGACAUGUUUCAUGAUGAGUGUAUAACGAUUAAAACAAAAUCAAGCAGAGUAUGGCAAUGUUAGGAAUCGUAAUGGGAACUGUUGAUUGAUAGGGAACAUUAUUUUAACAUGCGAAAAAAGAGAUGGCGAGCCACAUUUGUUGCAUAACGUUACACAAUACCAAAGCAUCAUUAUCCUAAUGUGUGAAUGCUUUGGUAUAGGAGUAUUCUCUAAAGUAGUGAAAACAACUGCUUACAGUCUGCUGGGGGUAAUGUGUUAGCCAAAAACAAACAAAAAUACGAUACAUAUUUUGUAUGAACAUUCAAACGAUUGUACUCACAUAACGCAGGACGCGGGGAAACAGUUCAAGGGCAUAGAAGCGUCCCGUUUCCUUUUUGUUUUCUCGUUUUUGUUAUCUAAACCCACCCACAAUAGUAAACAGAUACAUUCCUUUACACUCCGACACCGAUGGUUGGCAUCAGAAGUAGUAGAAGAAAACAUAUUCCAAACUUCCAAGUCAAGUGCGUACCUGUGUAAAUCUGAUGAUGGUGGAACAAAAUGCAAAAGAAAACUCCACACAGCAGCCGCGAGAAUCUCUUUUGCAUAGGAAAUAAGAAGAAAAAAACAUACAACAUGCGAUUGUCGCAGCAACUUCACGAAGCAUACGAUAGAGACAAUUCGAUAUACUAUGUUUUUUUUACCGUUCCUAUGAUGUUCACUUAUAUUUUCUAAACUCUAUUACAUGUAUUAGCGUGUGUAUGGCGCAACAGUUUCCGAUAAGGAGCAAGCAGUUGAACGAUAAGUUCAACGAUCGUUACAUGAAAUAGCGCACGAGUUACGUUUUCGAGCGAAAAGCUACAAGCGUCUGACUAUGCUUGUUGCUGCCCAAGCUUUGCGAAAGCCCCUCGCGCAUUAUCUAGUCAGAUUUGGCAGAGAAAUCCCUCCCCAAGAGUGGGCAGCGUGUUUUGCACAUGACAUUGCUAUUUAGAUGGUUAAGCAAUUUGAACGUAACAACGGAAGCAGUUCAAAGCUCCCCAAAAUAUUAUUCGGAUAUCUUCACUUUGACCGUGGUGUUAUGCACGUCGAAGCGUUCACCGGGAAUAAUAGUACGCCGGGCGUGUGCCACGAUAGUGAACCACCACUAGGGGAAACACUCGGGGGGAUAUAUUCUCCACAAGUAAUAGUAAACAAGAAGGGGAAAAUGUCAUUACUCACACAUUAACAAAAACAAACCAAAUGCCUUCUGUAAACUGUGAUCGAAUCUCGUGUUCCUUAUUCAAUGCUACUCUCCGGACGGGACGCCCAAGAGUGUUGUAUGAUUUGUGUAAUUUAGCUCACGAAGGCCAAAGUAAUACGCUUGUUUAGUCGGGUAAAAUUAAAAAAACCAAUUCGUACAACAGAGGUAUAGGUUCUUGAAUGUGUUUUUUUUUGCACUCUCUGUUCGAUGGAGUGAUAGUGGGAUAUUUUUUUACCAAUACCCCGAAUGUUGCGUAACAAAACAAAACUUCAAAUCGCAAAAGCAAAAAAAAACGCAAUUAAAUCAACAAAUUGGUCAUUUUGCGAUACUAGCAUUAGUUUGUUCCAGAAUGAGAAAGAGAGUUUCACGUAUUGUUUUAAGUAUUCGGUGCCUGUGAGCUAAAAGAAAAACUUGCGAGAAAUAUGAUAACGAACAACCGUGUUUUUUUUUAUUAAAUCACGGCAAAACAUGUUCUUGCAAACAGAGAAUCAUGUGAAUAGACUGGGGCUUGAGAUCGUUAAAGUAGAGAGUACCAGUGUGAAUGUGUUGUUCCGUCGAAUAAGGAUCACCGAACCAGACUGAACCGAUUCGAAUACGCACCUUUUCUAAUAUACUACAAACGUAGGAUAAAAUCCUAAAACGAAUAAUCCCACCAACCUCUGUAAUGCCAGAUAUAGCGUACAUAAAAUUGCAACAGCGCGCUAACCCAGUCGUGUUGCGCAUGCGGGGGGGGGGAGGGCUACAUCCGAAUAG
This is a messenger RNA of Anopheles moucheti, 6311 nucleotides long. RefSeq lists its product as uncharacterized. Gene Ontology annotation, cellular component: cytoplasm; ribonucleoprotein complex; nucleus. The record is from RefSeq and is a predicted model, not a curated record. Gene Ontology annotation, molecular function: RNA binding; RNA helicase activity; ATP binding. The coding region runs from base 356 to 3085 and encodes 909 amino acids. NCBI's taxonomy places the organism in Eukaryota, Metazoa, Arthropoda, Insecta, Diptera, Culicidae. The transcript has 3 exons.